This is a messenger RNA of Acinonyx jubatus (cheetah), 1589 nucleotides long. It is a transcript of the gene ADRB1, whose product is annotated as adrenoceptor beta 1. Gene Ontology annotation, biological process: positive regulation of heart rate by epinephrine-norepinephrine; adenylate cyclase-activating adrenergic receptor signaling pathway; norepinephrine-epinephrine-mediated vasodilation involved in regulation of systemic arterial blood pressure. Lineage: Eukaryota; Metazoa; Chordata; Mammalia; Carnivora; Felidae. The transcript has a single exon. Gene Ontology annotation, cellular component: membrane. The record is from RefSeq and is a predicted model, not a curated record. Bases 134 to 1552 code for a protein of 472 amino acids. Gene Ontology annotation, molecular function: beta1-adrenergic receptor activity.
CGGCCCCGCGCAGCGGCUGCCCUGACCUGGCCGCGACCUCCCUCCGCGCGCCCCGCCGCCCGGGCCCCUGGGGUGUUCCCCAACCACGGCCCAGCCCCGCCACACCCCCCGCCCCCGGCCUCCGCAGCUCGGCAUGGGCGCGGGGGCGCUCGCCCUGGGCGCCUCCGAGCCCUGCAACCUGUCGUCGGCCGCGCCGCUUCCCGACGGCGCGGCCACGGCGGCGCGACUGCUGGUGCCCGCGUCGCCGUCCGCCUCGCCGCUGACCCCGACCAGCGAGGGCCCCGCGCCGCUGUCGCAGCAGUGGACGGCGGGCAUAGGCCUGCUGAUGGCGCUCAUCGUGCUGCUCAUCGUGGCGGGCAACGUCCUGGUGAUCGUGGCCAUCGCCAAGACGCCGCGGCUGCAGACGCUCACCAACCUCUUCAUCAUGUCCCUGGCCAGCGCCGACCUCGUCAUGGGGCUGCUGGUGGUGCCGUUCGGGGCCACCAUCGUCAUGCGGGGCCGCUGGGAGUACGGCUCCUUCUUCUGCGAGCUCUGGACCUCGGUGGAUGUGCUGUGCGUGACGGCCAGCAUCGAGACCCUGUGUGUCAUCGCCCUGGACCGCUACCUCGCCAUCACGUCGCCCUUCCGCUACCAGAGCCUGCUGACCCGCGCGCGGGCGCGGGCCCUGGUGUGCACCGUGUGGGCCAUCUCGGCCCUGGUGUCCUUCCUGCCCAUCCUCAUGCACUGGUGGCGGGCCGAGGGCGACGAGGCGCGCCGCUGCUACAACGACCCCAAGUGCUGCGAUUUCGUCACCAACCGGGCCUACGCCAUCGCCUCGUCCGUCGUGUCCUUCUACGUGCCCCUGUGCAUCAUGGCCUUCGUGUACCUGCGGGUGUUCCGCGAGGCCCAGAAGCAAGUGAAGAAGAUCGACAGCUGCGAGCGCCGCUUCCUCAGCGGCCCGGCGCGGCCCCCCUCGCCCGCGCCCGCGCCCGGCUCCCCGCGCCCCGCGGCCGCCGCCGCCGCCGCCGCCGCCCCGCUGGCCAACGGGCGCAUCAGCAAGCGGCGGCCCUCGCGCCUCGUGGCCCUGCGCGAGCAGAAGGCGCUCAAGACGCUGGGCAUCAUCAUGGGCGUGUUCACGCUCUGCUGGCUGCCCUUCUUCCUGGCCAACGUGGUCAAGGCCUUCCACCGCGACCUGGUGCCCGACCGCCUCUUCGUCUUCUUCAACUGGCUGGGCUACGCCAACUCGGCCUUCAACCCCAUCAUCUACUGCCGCAGCCCCGACUUCCGCAAGGCCUUCCAGCGCCUGCUCUGCUUCGCGCGCCGGGCCGCCCGCGGGGGCCACGCGGCCGCCGGCGACCGGCCGCGCGCCUCCGGCUGCCUGCCGGGGACCCGGCCGCCGCCGUCGCCGGGGGCCGCCUCGGACGAGGACGACGACGACGACGUCGGGGCCGCGCCGCCCGCGCGCCUGCUGGAGCCCUGGGCCGGCUGCAACGGCGGGGCGGCGGCGGCGGACAGCGACUCGAGCCUGGACGAGCCGGGCCGCCCCGCGGGCGCCUCGGAAUCCAAGGUGUAGGGUCCCGCGGCCGCCGCCCGCGCCCCGGGAGCGAGAA